This is a messenger RNA of Laccaria bicolor S238N-H82, 1911 nucleotides long. RefSeq lists its product as uncharacterized. The transcript has 3 exons. Lineage: Eukaryota; Fungi; Basidiomycota; Agaricomycetes; Agaricales; Hydnangiaceae. The coding region runs from base 1 to 1911 and encodes 636 amino acids. The record is from RefSeq and is a predicted model, not a curated record.
AUGAAUGAUGAACACAACCCACAGUCCUAUGUUAACACCAAUUAUCUCCCCAUCGAGAUGGACAUUGAAUUCCGUACUGGUCCUCCUCCUCCUACAAAAACAUCAACAUGGCGAGUCAAACUUUCCAUGUACUGGCCCUUUGCGGCGCACCUCGCUCUAAUUGCCUUCGUAUCCUUGGCCUGUCUCCGCUAUCUAGAUGGCCACGAUUUCAACAUCAACUCACGUCUACCUCGAUAUCGAGAAGUCGAUGGCUCUCUUGCGUAUGUGACAUCUUAUGCUCCCCUCCAAUCUGACAUCACAACUGCCGUCUCGUUGGCAGCUUCAGUAACACGUGUUGCAGGCGGAUGGUGGGCGACAGGCUACAUCUGGCACUGCAUUUUCGUGGCUAUGGAGCAAGGGGGAAUUUCGGCAAAAGGUCUAUUGCAGGUGAUUUCAAAUAGGCCUCCUUCACCUUGCCACUUUACUCAAAAAAGUAACUUGGUCAUCAUAUACAUCACCCUCCUCACCACUUUCACUAUCGAUUAUUUCUCCGCAGCUUUGACAGGAUCAUUCAUUUGGGAGGCUGCGGACGCUCAAAUACCUGGGAGGAUACCACGCGCUAUCUCAAAUGGAACCGCAGAUUAUGUUGGUGCACCUUACUUGGGUGACAGCUGGAAGUCUCCGGUUCUGUCAAUGGCUUCGGCUUCUGCAAGCAUCGCAUGGAUGGUCCAGUCAGAGUUCAUUUUGAACAUCAUGCAACCCUCCAUCACUUUUCGGUGUGUUAUACAAAAAGCACAAUACAUCUCUACCAAUUCCACCCUGGCUGAAGUUAUGAUGCCUUACUUUGCCGUAGAUGCUUUCGAGUGGGUGCAAGACCCUCACCAGGUCUUGACGGACACACAAAUAUCCUUACUCAAUCAGACGGCGGUGGGGAGAAGGACCACAAACACCUAUAUCGGGACAUCAGGACCUGCCCAUAUCAGAAACACGACUCUUCGCCAUCGUGAUUUAUUUCCUCCUCCGCCCAACCUUCCUCACUCCACCAUUCAAGUGUGCCCACAGAAUUACAUGAUCGACCCGGGCGUCCAAAUCAACUUGUUUGGCAGCAUGAACAGUUCCGUGGCGAUCUUGCCCUGUUUUGGUAUCGCAAAUGUGUCGUACCGUGCUGGAGUGUUCAGCGGUAGAAACUGUAAAAUUAUUUCUUCGAAUGUCAUGGAAGCACAACCCCCCUUUACACUCAUCGGAAAUCCAUUCACUUCAGGGGCACUGGGACUGACACCAGCUCUUGUAACCAAUCUGGUAUUAUCUAUGUAUGCUAUUCCCUUGAACUAUGGGACACACAGAGACUUGGCCAUCGAGUUAACGUCACGGGCAUAUCAGGCUGCAUGGGCAGCAUCGUCCGACCUUGCCCCGAUAGUUUUCGAUACUACAGCUGUGCAGAUUGCCUUGCCGACGUUGCGUGCCAAAAUAAUUCGCUGGAGAGUAUACCUUUGGGUAGCACUGCAUCUUUGGGUGUUAGCGCUAGGCUUGCUUUUCGUCUACAUUCAAAGUCAUUGCGAUCACCCGUGGGUUGAGGACCCGACUAUGGCUGUCUUCUGGCUGGAUAUGAGGGCGGUCCUUACCAAGUCGGAUGGUCAGCUUGUUUUGGACCCAUGGCAGCCCGGAACAGUGAUUUGUGAAGAUGGAGUGCUCAUACUUGAGCAAAACAAACCCAGUCAGCACUCAGUGCAAGUCAAGAGGAGUAGUGGUUCGCGUCAGUGCAGAUAUUUGGAUUCAAUACCAUUACGGCGUAGGACGCCUCCUUCAAGUUCCACGAUAUUGAGGAAGGAAGGCAUAGAAAGUGUUGAGACGCUCAUCGGGACUUCCGUUCCGACAAGUCUGCAGACUAUCUCGUUGGAUUCCACCAGAACCCCCGAAAAUUCUGCGGAGUGA